This is a messenger RNA of Priceomyces carsonii, 1644 nucleotides long. RefSeq lists its product as uncharacterized. Gene Ontology annotation, molecular function: transmembrane transporter activity. The transcript has a single exon. Bases 1 to 1644 code for a protein of 547 amino acids. NCBI's taxonomy places the organism in Eukaryota, Fungi, Ascomycota, Pichiomycetes, Serinales, Debaryomycetaceae. The record is from RefSeq and is a predicted model, not a curated record. Gene Ontology annotation, biological process: transmembrane transport. Gene Ontology annotation, cellular component: membrane.
AUGUCUAAAAGGUCAAUUCAGUCGGGAGGAACCGAAAGUAAAAUAGCAAAGACCAAUAUUAUAGAUGAAAGCAUAGACAUCGGGUCUGAUUCCUCGGAAGAGAAGUCUCUGUUCCAUGUGUUUCAAGACCCUGUUGCGAGAGAGUAUUAUACUAAGCUAUACGAUCAGAGCAAUUACGAAUGUCGCCAUCUCUUGGAUCCUGAUUUGGAAUGGACAGAGGCCGAAGAGAAGAAGAUACUUAGAAAAAAUGAUUGGUAUGUUACUUUUUGGGCGUUCAUCAUGUUUACGGCUUUAGAUUUUGAUAGGUACAACAUUUUGCAAGCUGUGUCUGAUAAUUUAUUAGAUGAUCUCAAUUUAACGACAAAUGACUACAACGUGGCUAAUACUAUUAAUUUAGUAUGCUUUUUAGCUGCAGAAUUACCAUCGCAAUUGAUAUCUAAAAAAUUGGGGGCAGAUGUAUGGAUUCCGAUUCAAAUAUCCUUGUGGUCAAUUGUAGCCAUAUCUCAAGCUGCUAUGACAUCAAAGGCUGGAUUUUUUAUUACAAGGGCAUUAGUCGGAGCCCUUGAAGGAGGUUUUAUUUGCGAUGUUUGCUUAUGGAUGUCAUAUUUUUUUACUUCAAAAGAGUUGCCUUUUCGGUUAUCGCUCUUUUAUAUUGCAAACCCUUUAACAAAUGUCUGGUCAAGUUUACUUGCAUUUGCGCUUCUUAAAAUUACCACAAGACAUAUCACUGAAGGCUGGAGAUGGUUGUUUCUCGUUGAAGGUGUCUUCACAUUAUUGGUAGGUAUUAUCUCCUUCUUUAAAAUGCCACCAUCUGCAGUUCAGACAAAGGCGUGGUAUCGUAAGAAAGGUUGGUUUACUGACAGGGAAGAAAAAAUUCUUGUCAACAAAGUUUUGAGGGACGACCCUUCCAAGGGCGAUAUGAAUAAUAGGCAACCUGUGGGUCCAAAGGAACUUUUCAAAGCUUUAUUCAAUUUCGACCUUUAUCCUAUUUAUUUUAUUCGUAUCUUGGGAGACAUUGGGACAAGUCCAGUACAAACUUAUAUGACAUUGACUCUCAGGAAAUUAGGAUUUACUACGUUUAAAACUAAUGCGUUAACUAUUCCUUAUAACAUCAUUUCUAUAAUAACAAUGCUUAUUACUGGGUAUUUUUCUGAAAUUUUCAAGAGCAGAGCACUAAUAAUUGCCACAACUCCUAUUUGGAUACUUGCUUGCUUAUUUCCCCUAAGGUAUUGGCCAGGAUCGCAGGUUAAUAUCUGGGGCACAUGGGCUCUUUUAACAGUGUUAUUGGGACAUGCUCCCAUAUGGCCUAUAAGUAUAUCAUGGUGUUCGGCGAAUUCAAACUCGGUGAGAGAUCGGGCAGUUUCUGCAGCAGUAGUCAAUAUAUACUCCCAGACGGGUUCAAUUAUUGCUGCUAAUAUAUAUAGGGAUGAUGAUGCACCAGAUUACAAGCGUGGUAACGUGGUAUUAAUAGGAAUAGCUUUCGGUGCACUUGCAGCAUGUAUUCUUGCUAGAUAUUACUACAUUUUCAGGAAUCGCCAGAAGGAAGAGCAAUGGAAUAGCAUGACAGAGAAAGAGCAGGAGUAUUAUUUAAUUAAUACUACCGAUGUUGGAAACAAGCGCCUUGAUUUUAGAUUUGUAUACUAA